Molecule: messenger RNA, 5769 nt
Organism: Xyrichtys novacula (pearly razorfish)
Lineage: Eukaryota; Metazoa; Chordata; Actinopteri; Labriformes; Labridae
Source: the annotation of a GenBank genome assembly
AUUCAGUGAUCAGCCUGAAAUAGAAACAGAGAGACGCCCGUCUGAGAUCGUACAGAGUCACAGGGAGGUGGGCAAACCCUCGCUCUUCUGGACGGGGAACGCCGUCAACAUCUCUCUCUUAUCUUCAGUCUGCAUGAAGAAACAUCCUGGAUGGAGUCUGAGAACAACUUCAAAAACAAGUAAGAGCUCCAGUUUAUGUUAUAUUUUUACUGAUUAUUAAAUCUGACGUCUUUUACUAAGGGUUAGUUAACUUAAUUAUUUAAAUAAUUUUGUGUUUAAAUGUUUAAAAAAUGUACUUUAGUGUUUAUCGACUCUCAGUAACUGCCUUCACUUUUUACUUUGAUAAAAACUUUUAUUUAUUUUCUGCUUCUUGUCAUUUUGCAUAAAUGGACUUUGAAUGAACUGAUGUUCUUCUCUGCAGAUCAUAUAAAAUGUUAAAUUCAGAUUUUUAAUGAUGUUUUUACUGAAUAACUCAGAGUUCGUACUCUAACCUACUUUAGUUACUAUAACUGAUGAAUUUCUAAUCAGUCUUUAUGGAGUUUAGACCGAGACUCAACGCUAAAGUAACUUAGUGCUCUUCCUACAUACACAGCUGAUGUUUACUUCACAGCUGAUAUGUUCUUCACAGCUGAUCUUCACACCACCACAUGAAGCCUCCUAAUCUCUGACUAACAGGAGUUUCUCUGCAGCAGGUCGGUCUGAGCUGAUAAGAGACCGGAGGAGGAGGUGAAGUCUCAGUUUCUGUGUCUCAGACGUUUAAAGGGAAGGAGCUCUUUAACAAACAGCGUGGGUUACAAGAGUUUUCAGUAAGUAAGUGAAUUUCAUUUAUAUAACACUCUUCAUAAAUAAAAUCACAAAGUAUACAGAGAAACACAUUUAAUAACAGAUAUAAGCAGCUUCACAGAGGCCCCACAACCUCAACAUCAGUUAAAAUCCCGUCUAAAAAGAGGUUUUAAGUUCUUUUUUAAAACUUUCAGUCGACUCUCUGCUGCGUCAGGUCAAUGUGAGGGACCAUCAGGAGUUUGUGGUCUAAUGACCUUAAUGAACGUGAGGAGGAGGAGGGUCUCAGUGGCUCAGUGAUGUACGAGGGAGUUUGAUCAUGGAGGACUCUAAAAACAAGAACUAAAAUCUUAAAAUGAAUCCUGGUCACCAGUGAAGAGAACAUGAAAUUAAGGUGAUUUGGUCUUUUUUCUUCGAUCUAGUUAUAAGCCUUGCUGCUGAGUUUUGUACCGUUUGAAGAUGAUUUACAAACUUUUAGUUAAAACACAUAAAAAGAGAAUUACAGUAGUCAAUGAGAGACGAAACAAAGGCCUGAAUUAUCAUCUCCAUUUCAGUUUAGCGAUGUUCCUCAGAUGAUAACAGCAGUUCUUCACCAACUGUUUACAGCGGUGGUCUGAGGACAUGUCCUUGUCAAACACGACACCAACGUCACGUUAACGAGGUUGGACAGAGAGACCUGACUGAUCUAGAUGCUGCUUUAUGAGGGGAAUGAUCAGAGUUUCAGUUCAGUCAGAGUUCAGUUGGAGAAGGUUGUCAAACAGGCAGUGAAGUUGUCUAACUUCUGUGUCUCAGUCGGCUUGAAGGAGCAGUAGAGCUGAACAUCAUCAGCAUAUAGAUGACAGGAGACAUCACUGAUAAUCUGUCCAAGAGGAGACAUGAAAAACAAAAAGACUAAAGGGCCGAGGACUGAUCCGUGUGGGACCCCACAGCCUAGCCCUGCCGAGUCCGAUAAUAACUGGUUGACAUGGACCACAAAACUUCUGUCAGUCAUUUAAGACCUACACUGCAAAAAAAAAAAGGAAUUUCAAGAAAGGAAAACAGCCGUGUAUUUAGGAAAUAAGUCUUAUUAUUUGUACUAAAAGAAUAUUAAUCUUGUCAAGCAUGUUUGGCAUCAGAAAAAUUAUCUAAUUUUAAGAGAAAAUGAACCAGAGAUAGAAAAAUGUUUCAUUUGUUUCAAAUGUUUAAUUUUUGUUGGUAAAGCAGUAAUUCUGCACCUUUCCUCUUUUUGAACUCUAACUUUCACUGAUGAUUGACAUGAUAAUUGCACACGUAUUGAUGGUGAGCAGACCCUGGUCUCUGCUCUGGUUGAUAAUUCAGCGUAUAAAGAUAGAUCUGCGUCUCCAAAAUAGCCCGGCCUUAAACCGUCUGGUGUUCGAUUAAUCCUCGACACAUUCACCAGAGAGGAGGUCAUCAUCAGGCCAAGACCUGUGAGAAAGACACCUGAAGAGACGCCGGGGUCACAGAGGUCAGAUUAGACUCUGUGCGGGUGUCAAGGCUGCCCACCGAUGAGUCCACAUGAUGGGGUUAAUCUGUCUGCCCACAGCGGAGAGAGAGAGGAGGAGGAGGAGGAGGAGGAGGAGGAGGAGGAGGAGGAGGAGGAGGGCACAAACCACCUAAUCUGAUGUCCCGCCUGCUGCCUGUGGUCUUCAGCGGGGAGGGUGAGGCUCAGGAUAGCUGCCCUAAAAGGAUUACAGAGCUGCACAUGUCGGUGAAAGGACACCUGGGCACACACACACACACACACACACACACACACACACACACACACACACACACACACACACACACACACACACUCUCUCAGCCACGGUACGCAGGUGCAAACGCAGAGGAGAUUAGUCUGAAGUGAAUUUUUUACCCCCUCUGUCAGGAACUUAAACUCCUCACCAGCUGAGAGUCGAGUUUAGUUGUUGUUGUUGUUGUUGUCUUUGUUUAUUUCUCUUCUUUUACCUUCAAUAUUUUACUUUUCUAACGACUCUCACCUUCAAUAAUCAGCGGCUACACCUGAUAAAUGAUCCUCCUCUCUUCCAGUUACCUGCUUCUCUAAAAACAGAGGAUGGAGUCAGACUUGAAGGACUACCAAGACCCUGAGGCCCAGCUCCCCGACAACGACCAGGCAGCUCUGGACGUGUCGGGCUUCCAGGUGACCGCAGACCGUCUGGAGCAGCUGAUGAAGAGCAUGGAGGUGCUGCUGUCCGACGUGGAGCAGCUGAGGAGCCACUGCAGCCACCAGGCCACGGAGCUGAUGAGGGCGGCGGUGGAGCUGAAGGAGCAGCAAGAGGAGCUGAAGGAGAGCUACGUGGAGCUGUCCAGAGAGAUGCAGGAGGUGAUGGAUUCAGUGGACGACCUGUACAGCACCAAGAGCGCCUUCGAGGCCAAAGAGAAGCAGGCGCAGAAACUGAGCCGUCAGCUGUGAGGGACAAGCAGACUCCUGGAGCAAACAAACCCAGCAGGAGGUGUGGUUUUCAGAUGACAAACUGAGGAGGUGAUGGACGUGUUUAUAGGAGCAGGAGGAGGCGCUGAGGUUUCGGGACUCUGAAACAAUGAGACUCUUGAAUGUCACUGCAGGUUUAAUUCAUGUGUUCACAGACGUCUGUCUUUCUGAGGUGAAUUUUUAUCCUGUAAAGAUGAUAAAAAAGAAAAACCUCAGCUCCAAAAAUAACCAAACCUCUGAGUCAGAGUUUGAGUUUGAGUAACCAUCCCACUGUUUUAGAUAAAAAACAAACUUUACAGGCCUGAAAGAGUCUCAAACUCCUGAAAUCUCCACUUCGUCUUAUUGAACUCACCGGCUAACUAGCUGAGAGAGAAGCUAAUGUUAGCAUUCAACCACUUACCAGAUCAUAUAUCCGUCUGAAGGAAGUGGCUAAGAGCUAAAUUUAAGAUGCUUUUUCUGUUGUUGUAUGUUUGUUUGUUUGUUUUUAGCAUUAAACCACUUCCUGCUUGUAAUUUUAGAUGGUUAUUUUACCUGUAAGUACAGCUAAUGUUAGCAUUCACUUAUAUUUCUGGAUAGGAGGUGGCUGGACGCUAAAUAUCUGAUCGUAGAGGUUUGACAUAAAGUAGAAUAUAUAUUAGAGUUUAUACAGUCUGUGGUUUUAACUCUUUAAUCUCUGCUGUCUCAGGAUGGAGGUUAGUUGGUGUGAAUGAUGCCUGUUAGUCUGUGUUCACACUGAAGGUCAUUCUGAUGUUUUAACCAUCUGUGACUCAUAUCUGAUUUUUUCAUCUAAGUAUGAACAGGUCAGUUCUGAUUGGUUCUAAUCCUCCCAGGCCUCUUCUGUAUGUGGAUAUAAAUCAGAUAUGUAUCUGAUGUGACUGCAGUGUGACGCUCAGGUCACGUUCAUCGACCUUUACGUCAUCAAUAUGCGACAAACGUCACCAUUGUUCGACAACACAAACAGGAGCGGAAAGUAAUUUGUGCUUUGUGAGCAUGAGGGUCACUUCAUGGACGCAUUCGUUGUUGUGAUGUAAACGAUCGCACAAAAAGAUCGGAUUUAACAAAAAAUCUGAAUUAAGCAUCAGAACCUGCAGUGUGAACGUAGCCUAAGUAGUUAUUCAUCCAUCAUUAUUACCGGCAUUAGCUUAUCAAUACUUACACAUAUCAUGAUUAACACUCUCAUAAAGGAGUGAGAGCUUUUUCCUAAAAAACUGGAUUAUAUAAUAGCUGAUAAUAUACGACUUUAAACUCCAAUCCAUCAUAAACAGUAUACACUUCUUUUUAAAGAGUGAAAUUAGCAUUUAAAAUCUUCUUUUGCUAAUAACACUGUGACAGUAACUGUGCCUUUCCAUGUCUUCAUCAUAACUUUUAACAUUUGUCAAAGUUUCGGCGUCUUUCUAAGAAGUUCUCGAACCUUCGUGUUAGCUUUGGAGUCAUUCUACGAUUAGGGUUACAUUUCAAGUCGACCAAAAACUCACAAUAUCAGUAUUCUAGAUGUUUCUACAGUAUACAUCCUAAAUGUGCUAAAUUGAUUAAUUGGCAAACUGAAGCUAAAAUGACUUUUAAAUUAUUUUAAUGAAAAUGAACAUUUAAUUUAUCAUUUUGUCAACUGUGUUACAAACAAAUGCUGUGUCAUAUAAAACAUAUUAGUUUGAAAGUGUUUGAGUCUAAACACCCGGGGGUUUGAGUUUAUCAGUCCGACUGAUUUUAAAGUGUGAAUUUUGAGCUUCAUAAAAGUGAUGUUACAAGAUACUCUGAUGUAAAAUAUGACCUUUUUCAACAUAAAUUCAUAUUACACUGAAUUUAGAGUUAUUCACUUUUCUUAUAUAAGACUUCCAGCUCCAGAGAUGUCCUCCAUCUUUUUUGAGCUGAUCAGAAAUGUUGUUUUUUUGUGUCUGAGAUUCAUCUGAAAUGUUGAAAUGAUGAAGCUGUUAUAAUCACUGAUAAAGUGGAGAAAACUCAGAGCUGUUACAGAAGGAUGACAGUAAUUUAACCUCGAACCUUCAGUGUGAAGUCAGAGAUCAAACUUGAACAGGUUUGUUUUUACCUUUAGUGUUAAAAAUUCUUUAUUUAACUCAAAGUUUCUUUAAUUAUCACUCUGCUUUUAUUCUGAGCUCUUCUGUGUCCAUGUGCUGCUUUCUCUCAAACCUCAGCUGCAUGUAAACUCAUCAUUUACUCUUACGUCUGCUGUCGCCCGUCCCGGAGGUCCCCUGACAGUUUAAACAUCAGUAUUUGUGACCUCCGUCCGUCCGUCCGGAUGGUUCCUCCAGCUCCUUUUUUUGGUGUUUGAAGCUCCAUCUUCAUAUCCUGUUCCCAUCCAGGCCGCACUGCCGUGUGGUUUCUCUCUAAAAUACAUAAAUAGAUCUCAAAGCCGUGUUUACCUCCUACCAGCUCCUCUGCUGAGACUCAUUGGUCUGUAUUUAGUGGUUAUGGGAUGUGUGAAAAAGAACAUUCAGCGGCGUGCAACGUGAGGAAAUCAAUCAUUCAGGUCAUUCUUGUGCUUUUAUUUUGUAGGAACUCUGUGGACAGUGUAUCCAUUAAAUCAUGUUCAAUAAUCA